Messenger RNA from Cornus florida, 1914 nucleotides. Its product is annotated as amino acid transporter AVT6A-like. NCBI's taxonomy places the organism in Eukaryota, Viridiplantae, Streptophyta, Magnoliopsida, Cornales, Cornaceae. The transcript has 5 exons. The record is from RefSeq and is a predicted model, not a curated record. Gene Ontology annotation, molecular function: amino acid transmembrane transporter activity. Gene Ontology annotation, biological process: amino acid transmembrane transport. Bases 87 to 1451 code for a protein of 454 amino acids.
AAUCACAAUCUCUCUCUCUCACACACACGCACAUACAUAUAAUAUUCUCCUACCGGAGUUUCCCACAUUCUUUCAGAGAGGCGAUCAUGACCUUCGGCGACCGGAAGCACCGCCGGAGCGCUAGGGCGCCGCUCCUCCCCGAAAAGCACGACCAUCACGAGCCCCUCGAGACCGGCUUCGAUGGAGCGUCCUUCUCCGGCGCUGUCUUCAACCUCUCCACCACCGUCGUCGGCGCCGGAAUCAUGGCUCUCCCGGCGACGAUCAAGCAGUUGGGGAUGGUCCCGGGGCUGAUCGCUAUCGUCUUGGCGGCUAUGUUGACUGAAUCGUCGAUCGACAUGAUACUCAGAUUCACCAGAGCUUCCAAGACAACCUCCUACUCCGGUCUCGUAGGAGACGCCUUCGGCGGAGCCGGUCGGACGCUCUUGCAGGUCUGCAUCGUCGUCAAUAACGUCGGCACUCUCGUCGUCUACCUGAUCAUCAUCGGUGAUGUUUUGUCAGGGACGUGGUCAGCUGGAGGUGGGGUUCAUCAUUCGGGUGUGUUGGAAGAAUGGUUUGGUCAAAGUUGGUGGACCACACGCUCAUCUUUAUUGCUUCUCACGACGAUUUUGGUUUUUGCUCCGCUUAUAUCAUUCAAGCGAGUGGAUUCGUUGAGAUAUACAUCAGCCUUGUCAAUGGGUUUGGCUGUUGUAUUUGUGGUGAUCACAGCAGGAGUAGCUGUUAUGAAGCUGAUAAAUGGAAGCAUUGGAAUGCCACGUUUGCUUCCUGAACUUGAUGGUCAGGCAUCUUUCUGGAAGCUUUUCACAACUGUUCCUAUACUAGUCACUGCCUAUAUCUGCCACCACAACAUUCACCCAAUAGAGAAUGAACUGAAAGAUCCCACACAUAUGAAGUCAAUAGUCCGGACAUCAAUCACACUGUGUUCAUCUGUCUAUGUUGCAACCAGCUUCUUUGGGUUUCUCCUCUUUGGGAAUCAGACACUAGAUGAUGUACUGGCCAAUUUUGAUGGUGAUCUUGGGAUCCCAUAUAGUUCAUUUCUUAAUGAUGUAGUGAGGCUGAGCUAUGGCAUUCACCUGAUGCUUGUUUUCCCAAUCGUAUUCUUUUCUCUUCGUCUCAAUGUGGAUGGCCUUCUAUUUCCGUAUGCUAUUCCAAUUGCCUUGGACAACCGGAGAUUCUACUUGGAAACAGCAGCUCUCAUGGGCUUUGUUUUUUUGGGAGCCAAUUUUGUGCCUAGCAUUUGGGACGCUUUUCAGUUCACUGGUGCCACAGCUACUGUCUCUGUUGGAUUCAUUUUUCCAGCUGCCAUUGCCCUUAGGGACAACCAUGCAAUCGCAACAAAGAAUGAUAGGCGGGUAUCAUGGGUGAUGAUAGUUUUAGCUGUGUCGUCAAGCACUGUGGCCAUUUCCAGUGACAUUUACAGCAUUUUCAUUAGUGGCAAAGGAAUUGAAAGUUGAUCUAAUAGGGAAUUUGUCUGAGAUGCAGUAUUUAAUUGACAGAGAAGCACACCGUUGCAGUUAAACCUUUUGGUUUCCUGUUGAUCUUCUAUGCUUCUCAGUUUUGUUAACUAGAGGGAAUGUUGUGUGACAUUCCGGGGAUUUUCCACCCAAAGCAAAGAGAAACAAGCAACUUCAGGUAUUCCCGGUUGGUCUGUCUUCUUUCUGGAGGGUUCAUACAAAAAUUUCAAAGUGAAUGUAUGUGUGUAUAUAGAGAUUGAUGAUAGGAGUUUGAAUUAUUUCCUUGUGUGUGUGUGUGUGUUGUAAAAUUAUAUUUAUUUUUCAUUUCAUUUAAGUUGUUCAUUAGGUAGAGCGAAAUGUCAACAGAUUCAUGUAACAAACUCCAAAUAGUUAGGAGAUGGAGAAGAUUUUGUUGGGUUGAGUUGAAUUACACACAUUGUACAUUAAAUUCUUUUUUCUUUUC